Molecule: messenger RNA, 3997 nt
Organism: Eremomyces bilateralis CBS 781.70
Lineage: Eukaryota; Fungi; Ascomycota; Dothideomycetes; Eremomycetales; Eremomycetaceae
Product: DNA polymerase gamma
Exons: 2
Coding region: 209-3781 (1190 amino acids)
Biological process (GO): mitochondrial DNA replication
Cellular component (GO): gamma DNA polymerase complex; mitochondrion
Molecular function (GO): DNA-directed DNA polymerase activity; DNA binding; 3'-5' exonuclease activity
Source: RefSeq, a predicted model, not a curated record
GACAUAUUAAUGUUCAGUUAGGCUUCAAGGCCCUAAGGCAACCAUCUGCGGAGAUUUCUCCACGUCCAUCGCGUCUUUGGCCUCGACGUGAUUGCGACUCAGCUCAGAUAAGAUGAUGUGAAUGUCGCAAGCUGUUGGGCCUGCUUCAACCCCCUUUUGAAUUCCCAAGAUGCCGUAGCCUAGGAUUCACCCACACAUCUUCUACACCAUGCGUGCUUGUCGCUCGUGUGAAAGAGUGUUGCCCACCUUCAGAACCCGGCCUCUCUAUCGAUUGCGCCGACCUCCCUAUUCCCCUCUAUCCGGUUCGCAUUCUGUUCGACCUUACUCCGACCUUCCAUCCACACAAAAUGAUACCCAAACACCCAAGUCGCUUUCCGUCCCCACCACCCCUCGAUAUAAUCCGAUAGGCGUCGAACAACUCUCCUCCCACCUCCACUCCCAGCUGUUUCCCACCCCGUCGUCCCCACCGUCCGAAGAACUAGUCGAAAUCUCCAAAGCGCAUCUACGCGCCCACGAUCUACUGGGGAAAAACGUCAAAGAUGCCGACGCCCGCCCCAUUUCCUGCGAUCUCCCUCCCCUGCAUGGCGCCUCCGUGGACGAGCACUUCUACAAGUUGGGGAUGGAUGCCGCGGAACCCUACCUGAGCAUUUCGCAGAAAUUCGCACGCGCAAAUGCGCCCCCGAAGCCGCGGAAAUGGGCCCGGCGAUCCGGAUGGACGAAGUACCUUCCGGACGGCAGUUGGGAGCCAGUCGAUGCUCCGGAAGGCGAUGCGAUUGUUUUUGAUACCGAGGUGAUGUGGAAGGAGUCGAAGUUUGCGUGUUUGGCCGUGGCAGCCUCGCGCUCCGCGUGGUUUGGCUGGAUGUCACCCUGGCUGUUAAAGGAGAGCGAAUCUGAUCAGCAUCUCAUCCCGCUGGGGGAUACCAGUGUGCCUCGAAUCAUCGUUGGACACAACAUCGGUUACGACCGUGCCAGGACCUUGGAAGAAUACAGUUUACAGCAGUCCAGUAAUUUCUUCAUAGACACCAUGAGCCUGCAUGUUGCUGUCAAUGGGAUGUGCUCCAGGCAACGACCGACCUGGAUGAAGCAUCGCAAGGAUCGAGAACUCCGGGAUAAGAUGGCGGAAUCAGAUGAUGCGUCGGAUCUAUCCGUAAUGAUUGAGUCUGGCAUGAGUCAAGAGGAGGAAGAGCUUUGGGUAGGAAGAAGCUCAAUGAACUCACUCCGAGAGGUUGCUCAGUUCCAUUGUGGGAUCGCUGUGGACAAGUCCAGGCGAGAGUAUUUCGGCGAACUGGACAGGGAUGGCGUCCUCGAACGACUUGACGAACUCAUGGAUUACUGCGCUGCAGAUGUCGAAGUCACUCAUAUGGUGUACAGGAAAGUCUUUCCCAGCUUCCUUGAAACGUGCCCGCAUCCGGUCAGCUUUGCAGCUCUGCGCCACCUCUCCACGGAGAUUUUACCAGUUAACAAGAGUUGGGAGACAUACAUCGCCAAAGCCGAUGAAAAGUACAGGGAGCUCUCUGGAGCUGUCACCGACAGGUUGCGAAAGCUGGCGCAACGGGCGGUGAACAUGAGAAAAAGGCCCACAGCUUAUGAGUCGGAUCCUUGGCUUUCACAGCUUGACUGGUCCGGCCAAGAGAUCAAGUAUUGCAAACCGAAAAAGGCGGGUGAAACGCCGCGACCAAUGGCGAGACAAAAGGCUCCCGGUAUGCCCAAGUGGUAUAAAGAUUUACUACCGACGUCAGCCGCUACAGAGCCAGUCCUGACGGUCCGGACGCGUGUCGCUGCUCUCCUACUCCGGUUAUCCUGGGAUGGAUUUCCGCUCGUGUGGAGCGAUAAAUUCGGCUUCGUCUACAAGGUGCCAUAUGAGAAAGCGGCGCACCACGCGGAAAACGGGGCAACCGAAUGCAACAUGGUAGAAGAUGAGAAUAUCUCUCUACAAGACGACGUGGAGCAUAGAUACUUCAAGUUGCCCCAUAAAGAUGGUCCAAGUGCGCGGUGCGCGAAUCCUCUAGCAAAAGGAUAUCUCCCAUACUUCGAGAGUGGGAGGCUGAGUAGCGAAUAUUCAUACGCUAAAGCCGCGCUGGAGAUGAAUGCGAGCUGCAGUUACUGGAUCAGUGCAAGAGACCGCAUCAUGUCCCAGAUGGUGGUCUAUCUAUCGUCACUCGACGAGAACCCCAAAUCCAAGCGAAAGCGGAGCAAAUCCACCACGACUCGACGAAAGAAGGUCGACCCGAACGACAUUGGUAUCAUCCUUCCACAAUUGAUUCCGAUGGGGACCAUCACCCGACGAUCCGUUGAGAACACCUGGCUCACGGCUUCCAACGCGAAGAAGAACCGCGUCGGGUCCGAACUCAAGUCCUGCGUCGUCGCUCCACCAGGAUAUGCCUUCGUCGGCGCCGACGUUGACAGUGAAGAGCUAUGGAUCGCCUCGCUGCUUGGAGAUGCGCAAUUCGGCUUGCAUGGCGGCGGCGCGUUGGGCUUCAUGACCCUCGAAGGCGAGAAGAAAGCAGGGACGGACCUCCACUCGCGCACGGCAUCGAUUCUUGGAAUCAGUCGGAACGAUGCGAAGGUCUUCAAUUACGGCCGCAUCUAUGGUGCCGGCGUGAAGUUCGCAUCCACCCUUCUCCGUCAAUUCAGCCCGUCGAUCGCCGAGUCCGAGGCAAUCGGAACGUCGCAAGCCCUGUACACGCAAACGAAAGGCAAGCGCACGAUGCGUCGCGCAUUGCAUGACCGGUCCUUUUGGCGCGGCGGCUCCGAGUCGCUAGUUUUCAACACGCUGGAAGACUUCGCCGAGUUGACGCGACCACGCACCCCCGUCCUCGGCGCCGGGAUCACCGAGGCGCUCCACAAGCGGUUCAUCUCCAAAGGCGCCUACCUGACCUCCCGCGUCAACUGGGCGAUCCAGAGCUCCGGCGUGGACUAUCUGCACCUGCUGAUCGUCGCCAUGGACUAUCUGAUCCGCAAAUUCCUCAUCGACGCGCGGCUGUCGCUCACGGUGCACGACGAGAUUCGAUACCUGGUCGCAGAAAAAGACAAGUAUCGCACCGCGAUGGCGCUGCAGGUCGCCAACAUCUGGACACGUGCUUUGUUUGCCGAGCGCGUGGGGAUCAUGGACCUCCCGGCUGGAGUGGCCUUCUUCAGUGCUGUGGACGUCGAUCACGUGCUGAGGAAAGAAGUCGAUAUGGACUGCGUCACCCCUAGCCAGCCGAAUCCCAUACCCGCGGGAGAGUCGCUGGAUAUUGACCAGCUCCUUGAUUUGGGCGAAGUAGCCAUGCUGCAGCCUCCCUCAGCAGAGGUACGCAGCGCCGAAACCCGCGCCACAAUGCAACCUCCCAACCCCGACCGCUUCCCCUACGAACCGACCGCCCCCGUCAUGCGUGAGCUGGCCUCGCAGAAAUCCACCGCCGUCCGCCUCGCCUACCUCCGCGCCCAGGUCUGCGAGUCCGACACCGAGCUGCGCCAGAUCUUACAAGAGCUGCGCCUCGCCGAGAAAGACUCAAGUCGACACCCAUCGUUGGCGUCCGACGAGUUCUCGGCCGUCGAUCCGCAGAAUUUAAAGCAGGGGAAGACGGCGAAACCGCGGAAGAGGGCGAAUAAGAGCGGGCGGAACGCUGGCGCCGCUCGUAGUGUCGGUGAGAGCGACGGGAAGGGGUAUAGCAAUUAUGUGCAGAGCGCGACGCUGGUUCCGGUGGAUUUGCCCGAGUCGAUGGGCGUGCAGGGACAUGUGCACAACGGGUUUGCCGGAUGGCGAGGGUAUGGGCACAAUGGCGUUCAUGUGCGGUGAUGGUGCUACUGUUGCGUUGCUGUCGCGCAUUUCCCGGAGUUCCGGAUGUUGGAUGGGGAGUCUCCGCGGGACGGUUCGGGCAUAUUGUGUGGAUCUUUUUACAGGAUUGUGUGAUGUUCGAGGGAUAGUAGACGCCCUUGCAAACAGAUAUGAUUUAUAGUCGGCGUAAUCAUAGCCUAAUAGCUUAUUCUUGUGAUAUUCUUUUAUCUUCUCAGU